Messenger RNA from Pan troglodytes (chimpanzee), 2668 nucleotides. RefSeq names its product NME/NM23 family member 7 (gene NME7). Gene Ontology annotation, biological process: CTP biosynthetic process; GTP biosynthetic process; UTP biosynthetic process. Gene Ontology annotation, molecular function: ATP binding; nucleoside diphosphate kinase activity. The transcript has 12 exons. The coding region runs from base 97 to 1167 and encodes 356 amino acids. Lineage: Eukaryota; Metazoa; Chordata; Mammalia; Primates; Hominidae. Gene Ontology annotation, cellular component: centrosome; axonemal microtubule. The record is from RefSeq and is a predicted model, not a curated record.
CGGGGCUUUGUUGCCUGAGUAACCGUAUGAUGGUGGUGGUGGUGGUGUCUUCCUGUCUCAACGAUACCUAUUUUCUAGUGCUGAGAUCCUGAGACAAUGAAUCAUAGUGAAAGAUUCGUUUUCAUUGCAGAGUGGUAUGAUCCAAAUGCUUCACUUCUUCGACGUUAUGAGCUUUUAUUUUACCCAGGGGAUGGAUCUGUUGAAAUGCAUGAUGUAAAGAAUCAUCGCACCUUUUUAAAGCGGACCAAAUAUGAUAACCUGCACUUGGAAGAUUUAUUUAUAGGCAACAAAGUGAAUGUCUUUUCUCGACAAUUGGUAUUAAUUGACUAUGGGGAUCAAUAUACAGCUCGCCAGCUGGGCAGUAGGAAAGAAAAAACGCUAGCCCUAAUUAAACCAGAUGCAAUAUCAAAGGCUGGAGAAAUAAUUGAAAUAAUAAACAAAGCUGGAUUUACUAUAACCAAACUCAAAAUGAUGAUGCUUUCAAGGAAAGAAGCAUUGGAUUUUCAUGUAGAUCACCAAUCAAGACCCUUUUUCAAUGAGCUGAUCCAGUUUAUUACAACUGGUCCUAUUAUUGCCAUGGAGAUUUUAAGAGAUGAUGCUAUAUGUGAAUGGAAAAGACUGCUGGGACCUGCAAACUCUGGAGUGGCACGCACAGAUGCUUCUGAAAGCAUUAGAGCCCUCUUUGGAACAGAUGGCAUAAGAAAUGCAGCGCAUGGCCCUGAUUCUUUUGCUUCUGCGGCCAGAGAAAUGGAGUUGUUUUUUCCUUCAAGUGGAGGUUGUGGGCCGGCAAACACUGCUAAAUUUACUAAUUGUACCUGUUGCAUUGUUAAACCCCAUGCUGUCAGUGAAGGACUGUUGGGAAAGAUCCUGAUGGCUAUCCGAGAUGCAGGUUUUGAAAUCUCAGCUAUGCAGAUGUUCAAUAUGGAUCGGGUUAAUGUUGAGGAAUUCUAUGAAGUUUAUAAAGGAGUAGUGACCGAAUAUCAUAACAUGGUGACAGAAAUGUAUUCUGGCCCUUGUGUAGCAAUGGAGAUUCAACAGAAUAAUGCUACAAAGACAUUUCGAGAAUUUUGUGGACCUGCUGAUCCUUUGGAGUCUCACUCUGUUGCCCAGUGUAGAGUGCAGCGGUGCAAUCUCGGCUCACUGCAAACUCCACCUCCCAGGCUCUAGUGAUUCUCCUGCCUCAGCCGUCUGAGUAGCUGGGACUACAGAUUGUUUGUGUUCACGGAUACAGAAUCUGCGGAUACAGAGGGCCAACUCUACUGUCUUUCCUUUAAGAUGUCUCCAGCUGCCCCAAUCUUGAGUGACCUUUGCCUUCCUUCAAACUCCUAUGCCGUUAAUUGUCUACACCUCUCACCUGGCGGUUGUCAUAUGCUUCUUGUAUAGUUUAUCUUUUAUGUAUAUUUACUUCCUAGUCUAGGAACUAACUAGAGAAGUCUCUUUACACCUUUUUGGUAUCUCCAAUACUUGAAAAAUGCUCUUAAAACAGUGCUUCUCAAACAUCCAUGUACUGUGCGUAGAAAACACCUGGGGAUCUUGUUGAAUUGAAAAUUGUGAUUCAGCUGGUCUGGGGUGGGGCCUGAGAUUCUACAUUUAUGACAGACUCCCAUGUGAUGUGAUGCAGCUGGACCACAGACCACAUUCUGAGUGACCAGUGUCUGUCAAACCUUCAGCAAAUGUUUAUUGAUGAUGCCAUUUUUUUUUCAGAAAAAGGAUAAGAGAUUUAAAUUUGUUAAGUGCUGCAUUUUUAUGUAAUAUGCAAAUAGCACUAAGACUGAACUGAGAUAUUGAUUGAAAAAAUACGCUGAAUGAUUGAAGAUGUUAGAUGUCUUUUUUUCUGAUUUCUCCAUCUGAUCAAUAGGAAUGGACUUUAGCUUAUCCAUUUUCAUUAAUACCAGACUGGAUGAGAUUAUACGUGAAUAACUUCUACUUCUGUCUUCACUAGAUUCAGGCUGAAAAGCAAAAGUCUUUAUAACACAUUUCUAGUCACGUAAAUAAUACAAACUUUUUCUAACUUUUCUCUGAUUUGGGACACCUAGCUUUGAGAAGCAGACGGUUUUCCCAGUAAACUCUUAGAUUCCAUAGGUAUCACAUUUCAGGGUCAAGAAUUACGCAUAUACCCAGUAUAAACUCUGUAAAGACUUUUUUUCUCUUGUUUGAUGGAACUCAAAAAUGGAGCAAUAAUAGUUAUCAACAAGCAAUGAGUCUGAGUCCUCAGGCUUUAAUGGCAACCAACAAACCCAUGCUCCUUAUUGCAGAGGAAGAGUGCAUUGUUGAUUCGCUUUAUAUCCCCAAAUAGAAAACACAUUAAGGGUAAUCCUGGGAAAUUAUGCUUACUUCAAACCUUGAUUGCCAACACUGAAGUGUCUAAAUAGCACUUCACCAUUUUUCUGGUUGUUUUCUUAGAAACAGUUCACUUGCUUCCUUCCUGUGAUAAAUGCCAUAUUUAUUUUAGUAUGAGUCAACCUACACUUUUUUUAUAUUGCCUCUCUCCCCAGACCCCCAAAUCUCCAAUUUCUCACAAGUGAAUUUAGGCAAACUAAAGAAGACAUCUCUGUUCCACGAGUAUUAAAAUAAAACAUUUUAAAAUAUAAGUUAUAAAAAUAACACUUUCAUUGUUUUCUUCCUAAUUACUAAAGUAGUCCAUGUUUAUUACCCCUAUUCCACCUCC